ACCGUCCCGGCUUCCUCCUGCGCCUCCUUCUUCAAACUCUCAGAUAUACAGAGCCCAAUUUUUUUUCCUGCAGCUACCAGCCCCGGCCAUGGCGAAGCCUCACGUGUCUAUGGAGGUCGGGAGCGACGGCGUGGCGGUGAUCGCCAUCUUCAAUCCUCCAGUUAACGCUUUAGCUAUUCCAAUAAUCAACGGAUUGAAGGAGAAGUUCGAAGAGGCUACCCGGAGAAACGACGUCAAGGCUAUCGUACUGACUGGCAAGGGUGGCAGGUUUUCUGGCGGUUUUGACAUCAAUGUGUUCCAGAAGGUUCAUGCGACUGGGGAUGUUUCAGUCAUGCCUGAUGUUUCUGUUGAUCUCGUGGUAAACACCAUUGAAGAUUGCAAGAAACCUGUUGUUGCUGCUGUGGAAGGAUUGGCGUUGGGAGGAGGCUUAGAACUAGCACUGGGAUCUCAUGCACGUGUUGCUGCACCGAGAACUCAACUUGGCUUGCCAGAAUUGACACUUGGCGUGAUUCCUGGUUUUGGAGGUACACAACGACUUCCAAGGCUUGUAGGGCUGCCAAAGGCCAUUGAAAUGAUGCUACUGUCCAAGCCAAUCCUUUCUGAAGAAGGACAGAAGCUUGGUCUUAUUGAUGCUCUUGUCUCCUCUGAAGAGUUGCUGAAUGUAUCACGACAAUGGGCUCUAGAUAUUGCUGAAAGGCGCAAACCAUGGGUUCGUUCCCUUCAUAAGACUGACAAGAUUGGUUCCCUCUCUGAGGCCCGUCAAGUACUGAAAGCUGCUAGGCUACAAGCCAAGAAGACCGCCCCAAAUAUGCCUCAGCAUUUGGGAUGUCUUGAUGUUAUUGAGGAUGGCAUUAUUCAUGGAGGCUACAAUGGGGUUCUGAAGGAGGCAAGAGUGUUCAAGGAAUUGGUAUUAUCAGAGACUUCGAGGGGUCUAGUUCAUGUAUUCUUUGGCCAGCGCGCUAUAUCAAAGGUGCCUGGUGUCACUGAUGUUGGCCUUAAACCUAGGCAGAUAAAGAAAGUGGCUGUUAUUGGUGGCGGGCUAAUGGGUUCUGGAAUAGCUACUGCUCUCAUUACAAGCAACAUAUAUGUUGUUCUUAAAGAAGUCAACUCUGAUUAUCUUCUCAAAGGGACAAAAACUAUAGAAGGAAAUAUUCGGAACUUGGAAACAAGAGGAAAGUUGACAAAGGAUAAGGCCAACAAAGCUCUCUCAAUGCUCAAAGGUGCUUUAGACUAUUCAGACUUCAAUGAUGUGGACAUGGUCAUCGAGGCAGUUAUUGAGAAUAUUCCCUUGAAACAAAAGAUAUUUGGAGAACUUGAAAAGGUUUGUCCUGGUCAUUGCAUUUUGGCAACAAACACAUCCACCAUCGACCUAAAUGUGAUCGGAGAAAAGACUAACUCACAGGACCGAAUCAUUGGAGCACACUUUUUCAGCCCUGCUCAUAUAAUGCCUCUCCUGGAGAUAGUGAGGACGAACAAAACCUCUGCACAAGCAAUUCUUGAUCUCAUGAUAGUUGGGAAAGCUAUCAAGAAAGCUCCUGUCGUCGUGGGCAACUGCACUGGUUUCGCAGUCAAUCGGACUUUUUUCCCCUACUCACAGAGUGCACAUAUAUUAAUCCAUCUAGGUGUUGACGUCUUCAGAAUCGACAGGGUCAUCAGCAGCUUCGGCCUCCCUAUGGGCCCUUUCCAGCUCCAGGAUUUAGCUGGAUAUGGAGUUGCUGUGGCAGUGAGCAAAGAAUUUAAUAGUGCAUUCCCUGAUCGCACAUUUAAGACACCCCUGAUUGAUCUGCUGAUUAAGAAUGGACGAAAUGGCAAGAACAACGGAAGAGGAUACUACGUCUAUGAGAAGGGAAGUAAGCCAAAACCUGAUUUUUCAGUUCUACCCAUCAUUGAGGAGUCUAGACGUGUUGCCAAUAUGAUGCCCAAUGGAAAGCCAAUCAAUGUUACUGAUCAAGACAUCCUAGAGAUGAUCCUGUUCCCAGUGGUGAAUGAGGCAUGUCGUGUACUCGACGAGGAUGUGGUGGUUCGAGCAUCAGACCUCGAUAUAGCAUCUGUGCUUGGGAUGAGCUUCCCAUCUUAUCGUGGUGGGAUCGUCUUUUGGGCGGACCUGGUUGGGGCGAAGCAUGUAUAUGAUAGGCUAUCGAGGUGGUCGGAGUUGUAUGGUGGGUUCUUCAAGCCAUCGAGCUACUUGGAAGUGCGAGCGGCAAGGGGAAUUCCAUUGAGCGCUCCUGCAUCAUCUCUCACUUCCUCGCCGAAGUCUCGCCUGUAGACGACAACAACAACAACUCCACACGUUGCAGCCAUCGUCAAGUCAAACGCAAUAAAAUGUUGGGAAAUGUAUUUGAGAUCCUCGUACCCAACAAGGAAGGAUAGAUACGGUUUAGAAACCUUUGAGACUUUGAUAGCUAAAAAUGGGCAAUGACUUGAGGUGCUAUCAUCAUUUUAUCGAUCGAUGUCUUGGUCAUUGUAGAAGAUAGAUUUGGCGGAACCAGGCUAGUUGCCAGGCUGUCCUAACCCAAAGAAAUAAGUGCAAGUAUAGCCGGAUUGAACUAGUUUUGCAUAUUCAGAUGUCGUAUCAAUUUAUGGAACUAAUGUAACGAAUUUUGUUGCAUUCAUCCUCUCUGCAACGCGGUUGGACCGGAAGUUGUGCGAUGCACAAGUUUUUGUCGACUGAUGCAACACAGCAAAACUAACAAUCCAGAACAGCUGUGCGAACGGAGUAUAAAACCAUGGGGGAGACGUUGCUACUGCUGCAAAACAGAGGAUUUGGCAGCGGCAGGAGGAUAUGACUUGAAUCUCGACGACAUCGGUGUUCUAAAGAACCCAAUCCAUAAAGCGCAGGCACGCAA
This is a messenger RNA of Linum trigynum, 2846 nucleotides long. NCBI's taxonomy places the organism in Eukaryota, Viridiplantae, Streptophyta, Magnoliopsida, Malpighiales, Linaceae. The record is from the annotation of a GenBank genome assembly.